Messenger RNA from Mesorhabditis spiculigera, 1044 nucleotides. Lineage: Eukaryota; Metazoa; Nematoda; Chromadorea; Rhabditida; Rhabditidae. The record is from the annotation of a GenBank genome assembly.
AUGGCUGGCGGCGCGCCUCGUGAUCCGGGACAAGGUGUCGGCAACGGCUUCUUCGCGCAGGACGGGAGACUUUUUCUGAAAUCGAUGAACCGUCUCCAAGAGUCUGGGAAUACGGUGCAAAGCCAUGCCGUUUCUUUCACCAAUAGGUUUUCCGAGGCUAUUUCGAUGGGCGUUUCCACCUUCAACUCGUCACAAGGGGCGGUCAAGGAAGUGUGCGAGUACGUGAACCGUAUGAAGGGAAUGGCCACCAACAUCCAGCGCACCUAUGGAAUCAUUGGCCCGGACCUGAGGAACCUGCCGCCGAUCCCGGAAAUGGCGCCCGAGUACGUGCCGCCUGUGCGCAUCUUCAACAACAGUUUUCUGAAGACGAUGGUGCUGGCCCGUAUCAUUAAGCGGGCUCAGUACAGGCCGAUCUGCCCGUGCGCGACCCAGUUGCAGCAGUCCAUGGCUGCCUUCAACACCUACCUGCGCGCCAUUGGUCGCUCGCAGCGUGCUCUGACCGAGGCGAUCAGGGAAAGCCAGGAGUUAACCACCGCGCUGCAGCAUCAUCAGACGCAGUUGACCACGGUGGUCUCCGAGAUGGGUGACGUCCUGAACCUGUAUACCAAGUACGCUACCUGGUAUGAUGCCGCCCUGGCUACCCAUCUGCACAUCCGCUCCGAGAGUGCCGACCGAAUUUGCCGCUGUGAUCUGGCGGAUGAGGAGAUUAGCGAGGAAGAGAUGUCGGAUGACAAAGAGCGCCCCGGAGACGAUACCACGGAUGAGGGCAGCGACGAGGGGGUGAAGGGCGAGGGCGCAAAGCCCAACCGUGUUCCGCAGAAGCCCGGUAUUUGUAUUUGGUGUGAGAAGUACUCCAAGGACCUUUCGUUCCACUACGGCGGCGGCUUGUGCCAGACCUGCAAAGGACGUUACCGCAAGGCUAUCAUCAAGUAUCUUGCCCACCCGGAUGCGCUCUGCAGCUGCUUGGGCAAAAAAAAAUGCCCGGGCUGUCAUAUCCGGAAGGGCCAGGCCCUGGGACUCGACUAUAGCAAAUACACCCCAAGG